Messenger RNA from Frieseomelitta varia, 1356 nucleotides. RefSeq lists its product as uncharacterized. The transcript is spliced from 4 exons. The coding region runs from base 1 to 1356 and encodes 451 amino acids. Lineage: Eukaryota; Metazoa; Arthropoda; Insecta; Hymenoptera; Apidae. The record is from RefSeq and is a predicted model, not a curated record.
AUGGCACCGCCGAAAAAGAAGGCAGGAGGCCAGCCCCGGAAACAACGGAUAACAAAACGGCGUUAUAUCAAUCGGCAAUAUCGCAAACGACCGGACAUUGCACGCCGAGAAAUGGUCUACAGACUGCUCAACGACAAACAUAACCAAGGUGCUAUUGUCAUAACGAGUUCUCUGGAUAAUGCCAUUCCUCUUUUAUUCCUGCAGAAAGCGGCGAAAGUGCAGAACAGAGUCUCGAGGUACAAGGGGGAUCGAUACCACGGGAGAAGGCGGAAAUAUCGAAAUACACGAGAGUACUCGUACGAUAGCUCGCCCACCAUUGACGACUCCGAGUACACGAAAUCCGUGGCAACGUCCGUGGAGAACUUGUCGAUGGACGUCGCUAAUAGCUCGGCAGCCAGCAGCUCCGAGAACAGCAGCGUAUCGAAUGUCUCCGUGGAGCCGAUUGUUCUCGCCAAGUCGAUCGAUAACACUAGAGCUUUGCUGAAGAAAAAGUCCCUCGUCCAAGUCAUUAACAACUACAUCAAGGCUGGGAUCGAGGAAGGGAAACGGCAAGCGAAAAAGUACAUCCGCAAGGCGCUCUCGUUCGGCGUGAAGUCCGGCUACCUAAUUCCAACCGAUCCCCAGGGGCAAGUGAUACGGGUAUCCCCGACGUUGAUAAAAUCGAAGAGGAGCGACGUGGAGUCGCGCAAGAGGCGGAAAAGAGCGAGGAGAGGUGAAGAGGAUCCGAUGCCCGAUACCAACGAUCAUCAACCGACCCCGCCGUGGAACUCGGAACGGAAGAAGAUCACGCGCCGCGAGGACACACCGAGGCCGGAAACUCCUCCGCGAAAGAGGAGGAAGACCACGAAGAAUUCGAGCCAAGCGAAAAAGAAUUCCAGAAAGAGGGGUCCCACGGAACGUGUUCCGCGAGAUGGUAAAAAGAGGAACACGAGGAGAAGAAACAAAGACAAGUUAAUGAUAUCGAUGCUGUCCAACGUCCCGAGCAACAAAAGCGACGAGAACGUUCUAAAGAACACGAGGAGAACGCGGAGCUCGGACAAAUGCGACGUGAACGAGAAGAAGGAGGGCCGCAGGGAUCGAAGGGCUAAAUCUCCUCGCGCCAGAAAGGAGGAUAAUAAAAACUCGAAGAAGAAUAAUGAAGACUCGAGCAACGAGGACACGGACAGCGCGAAAUUCAGCGACAACGAAGUGAACGAAAGAGUGCCGAUAAGACGACGAAAAUCGACGACCAAUCGGGAGGAUGCCUCGCGAAAUGAUGACCCAUCGCUAGAAAAUCCGAUGAGAAUCGUCGAAGAGAAAUUGGACGCCUCCAACGAAGGAAACAGCGAGAACAAUACAAUCGAGAACAUAAAUUAA